CCGCCACCGUCCCACCGCACCACCGACAAGAUGAAGACGACGUGGAAGGACAUCGCGCCGGUGCCGACGUCGCAGGAGUUCCUCGACAUCGUGCUGUCGCGAACCCAGCGCCGGCUGCCCACACAAAUUCGGGCUGGCUUCAAAAUCAGCAGAAUUCGAGCAUUCUACAUGCGGAAGGUGAAAUAUACCGCCGAGACCUUUUCUGAGAAGCUGAACGCCAUUUUGGACGGCUUUCCGCGACUGGCGGACAUUCAUCCGUUCCACAAGGAUCUACUCAAUACCCUCUACGAUGCAGACCACUUUCGAAUUGCGCUUGGCCAAAUGAACACCGCGAAAGGCUUGAUUGAGACGGUGUCAAGAGAUUACAUCCGAUUGCUCAAAUAUGGCCAGAGUCUGUUCCAAUGCAAACAGCUCAAGCGCGCAGCGCUUGGUCGCAUGGCUACCAUUUGCAAGAGAUUGAAGGAUCCGCUGGUGUACCUGGAGCAAGUGAGACAGCAUUUGGGCCGUCUGCCUUCGAUCGAUCCCAACACACGAACACUACUCAUCUGUGGCUACCCAAAUGUCGGAAAAUCGAGCUUCUUGAAGAACAUCUCCCGCGCAGAUGUGGAUGUGCAGCCCUACGCUUUCACGACAAAGAGCUUGUUCGUUGGUCACUUCGACUAUAAGAUGCUGCGGUUUCAGGCUAUCGACACUCCAGGAAUUCUCGAUCACCCACUUGAAGAGAUGAACACGAUCGAGAUGCAGAGUAUCACAGCAAUUGCACACUUGCGGAGUGCGAUUUUGUACUUCAUGGAUCUGAGCGAGCAAUGCGGAUACAGUGUGCACGCACAGAUGGCUCUGUUCGAGAGCAUCAAGCCACUUUUCGCCAACAAGCUUGUCUUCAUUGUGAUCAACAAGACAGAUGUGAUGAAGCCAGAAGACUUGGACAUGGAAACGCAAGAGAAGUUAGACAAGCUGCUGAAGAGCGCAAACGUGGAAAUGCUGCAAAUGUCUUGCACAACUACAGAGGGUCUCAUGAAUGUCAAAAACGCUGUGUGCGACAGACUGCUCGCAGAGCGGAAUGCGCAGAAAUUGAAGGCUGGUACGAACGCGUCAGGCGAUGUCACAGGCAGACUGGGAGAUGUGCUCAAGCGGAUACACGUUGCUCAGCCACUUGGCGGCAUCGGCUACGGCCCCGAUAUCCCAGAGGCGGCUCUCAGCAAGAUGAAGUACGACAAGGACGACCCGAAUAGACCUAAGCUCAUGCGCGACAUCGAAGAAGAGAACGGUGGUGCCGGUGUCUUUAACGUCAACCUCAGAGAGAAGUAUCUGCUUGAAGACGACGAAUGGAAAAUGGACAAGAUACCGGAAGUGCUCAAUGGCAUGAACGUAUACGACUAUUUCGACCCAGACAUUGAAUCCAAGCUCCAGGCGCUUGAAGAGGAAGAGGAACGACUAGAGGCAGAAGGCCAUUAUGACGAUGAUGAAGAGCUCGAAGAUGCAGAGGAAGCUGACAUCAAAUACAAGGCCGAGCUGAUUCGGGAAAAGCGACAGCUCAUCCGGAACGAGAACAAGAUGCGCAAGUCUCUCAAGAAUCGUGCCGUCAUUCCGAGAUCGAAGAAGGCUGUGCAGAUGGAGAAGAUGCAGGCUGGGCUUGAGAAGGCGGGCUACGACACAAGUGCUAUCGCAGAGCGGGCCAGGUCGCUUUCGAGACCACGCGGUAGAAGGCGAGCAGGCACUGAGGACGUUGACGAUUCUAUGGACGUGGAUGAGACUCCAAAAGAGCGCCUGUCCCGAAGCAUCUCCGUUGCCAGAGUCAGGAGUCAGAGUGUAAAGAACAGGAGAGAAGACGGUGUCACUGAUGAGACUGCAAGAACGAAUGCUGAGCGUGCUGCCAAGCUUGGUCAGAAGAAGAUGAACCGCAUGGCUAGGCAAGGUGAGGCAGAUCGUCACCAAACUGCUAGCAAGUCGAAAUGGCUUCUUGCUGGCAAGAGGGGUAUGGGAAGCACGAGAAGUCGCUAAUGUGGGCGUUCAUGUUCAUCUGGCGUUGCAUUGCGUAGGGAUGUCUGGAGUCAGGGUGUUCAAAAGGGCUGCAGUGUUCGGAUUUUACUUGGCGGCCACACCUGGCGACAUGAAGAUAGAAG
Messenger RNA from Pseudocercospora fijiensis CIRAD86, 2123 nucleotides. RefSeq lists its product as uncharacterized. Gene Ontology annotation, biological process: ribosomal large subunit biogenesis. Bases 31 to 2001 code for a protein of 656 amino acids. Gene Ontology annotation, molecular function: GTPase activity; GTP binding; RNA binding. The record is from RefSeq and is a predicted model, not a curated record. The transcript has a single exon. Lineage: Eukaryota; Fungi; Ascomycota; Dothideomycetes; Mycosphaerellales; Mycosphaerellaceae. Gene Ontology annotation, cellular component: nucleolus.